ACUUUGGAAGGUGAGAUUCCUUUCAUCUGACCUCAGCCCAAACUGUCACGUGCACGCCAGAGACGAGGUCAUUGUGCCUCGAUCCCUCUUUCCCUGUUCGUGCGCAGUGACGUGCGUUUGUUUUGGGCAUGGUGUAAGAAGUAGCUUGUGGUUUUGGGCCAGGCUCUCCUCGGAGGAAAAGGGCUACGCACCGAAGUAGACAGCGGCGAUUUCAGCGACAGUAGCGGUGUAGUCUAUGACGUCAGAAACACAGUUUGGCCAGUAAAAAGUAAUAAGUUGGGAACACGCAACCAAGCUUUAAAAUUCAUUUUCAGGAACGUUAUGACUUGCAGCCAUAUUAUUUGGCACAGAUAAUCAGAGUGCCAAAUAGAACGCAUACUCGAAAUUUUAUUAGGAUUAGUGUUGAUCCAAAAAUCGCCAGAGUUGCCCUGGAAGCACAAGCAUUAUCAACCGCGUGCCAUAUAACGCGGCUGUGGACUGGCCGAAGAUGCGCGCAAAAAAAAAUCACGAAAGGCAAUACCGGAUGCCGAAAAGGCUGACUUCUAUUGCUCUAGAAUCUGAUACUAAAAAGGGGCGAAAAAAGAAGAAAAUUAUACUAAAAGGUCAUCACACAUGUUGGGAGAUUCAAGGUGUACGAUGACAUUUUGCUUUUGGUUCGGGUGAUGACUCAAGGUGUGUAACGGGCUUGAUCUGUCGUCUGUUAAGCUGCUACAUCGCCUCGUGCAAUGAGUAGCAGCAUAGCAGAUGACCGAGCGAGCUGGAGCAAGUGCCAAAAACGUCGCCAUGUUCUGUUCUCAAGUACGUGAUCACCUUCUGCAUCCGUCACAGAACAUGAACCUCCUGGAGAACGAAGCCGAAAAUUUUAUUAUAGAAAAGCUCUCAUUGUAAAUUAUUUAAGAUGUUCUGAGACUUGUCAGCAUUUGAAUGCGAUUAGCAUUCCUUGGGAACUUUGAAGUAUGCAUGUGACCUCUUUCAUCCAGUGACCCGAGUUGUCUACUAGCUUGGACCGCUGAGUAUACGUGCUGGUUGUUAUCCUGUUCCCUAGUGAAAUGGCACAACCCACUUUGGGGGAUCGGCCAUGAAUCGGGCGGUGAAGGAACUGUUAGCAUUUUUUUCUGAAUAAAUGAGGGUGAAAUGAAAUAACUAUCUUGUAAUUGGGACUUAAAGUGUGUACUGUUACAGGUAUGAAUAAUCAAUUAUCUAGAUGUAUGUGUGAAUUUUGUAAACAUCAUAAGAAUUUCGAAGAAUUCUAACAUGCAGUUCGUUUUGUCCCACGCAGAAAGAUGCAGUGGGCUUCACAAACGUCCCUCUGGCUGUAACCCAGUACGGUAGCCCCAAAGAGUCAAAUUCAAGCCAAGCUUUUGGAGGUUGCUUUCUUGCCGAGCAGACAUGGGCCACUCGGUAUGUGCCCGAAUAGUCAAGGCAAGGCAAGACAAGAAUAGACAAGAGAAGACAAGAAUGGACAGGCUGUUGUCUGACCUAGUCAACAACUUGGGCCACUGGGUAUCUACCCACUUUUGACCAAUCCCUCAGAAUGGAUGUGCCAACGUAACACAGUGGGUAUCUACGUAGCUUUAAAUAUAUACUAGCGAUAGCACUCCAUCCACAACAGAGACAAAACACUAAAAUUCAAGAAUGUUGUGUCAGUAGUCUUUUACUGUUGCUACAUUCACCUUCCUUUCUUUUUCGCUUGUUCUUGAAUAUGGCUGGUAAACAUGCGUCCUCUCUUUGAGAAACACGUGACCGCCUCUUCGCGGAGUUGUGAAGACGAAGACGCCGAGAAUGCGGUGUGUCGUUCUGCUGCAGCUGGCGGUAGCAGUCCUCCUGCUGCUGCUGCCUGGGCAGUCAGAGGCGGCCGCCGAGGGUCGAGGACGCCGGGUCGUCCGCUACCGGUGCCAGUACCUCCGCACCCAAAACAACACCAAGAUUGUGUGCAGCCCAGUCGAGGUGCACCAGCAGCAGCAGCCUGGCGACUCCGCCUCCGCAUCCAUGCAGCCGGAGGCUUUCAACGGCCAGCGCGUUCACAGGGGCCCCGCGUGCAGCAAGCUGCAUCAGCUCGCGGAGCGGCUGGCGGCGUUCGAAGAAGGCGCCUGGAAGUACUGCGACCCCACCAGCUGCAUGCGAGAGAGCCCUCACUGCACGAACAGCGUGCUGAGCACCGAGUGCAGCCAGUGCCUGGGCCGCUGCUGGAUCAUGUACGCCUUUCCGGGCGCCCGCGUGGGUCAGCACGCCAAAGACUUCCCUUGCGAUCCACUGGCAUGCGGUGGAGCGCAGGUUUUCUGUGGCGGAUACAAGUUUAAAAACGACUAGCUAGCCCGAUGUUAUACCCCAGGAUUGGCAAAGCCUGCUGCAUCGAUGUCUGUGAACCUCGGCAAGUUUUCUUGGUGGAGUCUCACGUGCCUGCAGUCUCUAAUGGCGGAUGGACCUUGAAGCAUUCACGCGUCGGCUUUGACGGUGAACUGUGAGAGUCGUCACGAGGAACUUCUCUGUGCAUGUUCCGACGUGCAGCCGCCUAAAUUUUUUUGUGAACUCUAUUUUCGUUAGAACACGCACUUACUUAGUACGACUGGGUAAAGCGACAAAAGUUUGUCAUGUUGUCCCGAGGGGGAAUACAGCCCGAUACGCUUUUCACAUAGCUGA
Molecule: messenger RNA, 2640 nt
Organism: Dermacentor andersoni
Lineage: Eukaryota; Metazoa; Arthropoda; Arachnida; Ixodida; Ixodidae
Source: RefSeq, a predicted model, not a curated record